This is a messenger RNA of Brenthis ino (lesser marbled fritillary), 1293 nucleotides long. Lineage: Eukaryota; Metazoa; Arthropoda; Insecta; Lepidoptera; Nymphalidae. The record is from the annotation of a GenBank genome assembly.
AUGCUAAAGUGCUGUUACUGCUCUAAACAAUUUAAAUAUGAAAGCGAGAAGAAAAGACAUGAAAUAAGUCAUAUUCCACAAUUUGAGUGUAAAGUGUGUUCAAAAAAGUUUAGUUUUUUAUCAGCCUUAAAAAGGCAUCUAAAACAGCAUGAAAGGACUUCUAGUGUUAAAUGUAAUGAUUGUGGACGCACAUUUCUUGAUGAUAUCCUUCUUAAGCGACAUAUGACUUAUGCACAUAAAGGUACUUAUAUAUGUUCAAAAUGUGAUGCAAAAUUCAAUAGUGACUUAGCUUUAAUAUCUCAUUUAAAGACACAUAAGCCAAAGAUAGAAAGAAGAUACAAAUGCAGUUACAGUGGUUGUGACAAAUCUUUUAAUUUCUCACACCAUUUGAAGCAUCAUUUAUUGACUCAUUCAAAUACAAAACAACAUUAUUGCAAAAUAUGUGGAAAAGGGUUCAUCCAGGCUCAUCAUUUAAAAUCUCACCUUAGAACACAUGAGCUGGAAAACUGCCUACCGAGCACUGAGCAAAAUAGUGACAAGAAGUUUGCAUCUGAAACACACUACAGAAAACAGUAUCUUGAUGACCACCUUCGUGGGAUCACAUUACACAGUGAUAAUUCAUCGGACUCCAAUUUUGAUAUUAAUUCAAAUUCUAUGACAGAUAAAGUGUGUCCUAAAUGUGAUCGAAGUAUUAAAGAAGCUGACGAAGAACAUGAAUGCAAGCUAAAAGAAGUAACCCAGGACUUAUCAAUCGAUGUAAAAGAUGAUAUUGAAACAUAUAAUAAUAACAUUGAAGUUUUUAAAAAUUGCAAGUCCGUUCUAGGGAAAUGUAUAGCUAACGAAGACUCAAGUUGUUUAUGUUCUCAAAUAAAUGAAGCGUACAAUUUUUAUGAUUCAAUACUACCAAAUGAUGAUUUUGAACCAGUUAAAUUGAAAGAAGUAAAACUAAAAGGAAGUUUGAUCGACCAAUCUAUUGGUUCAAUAAAUAUGUGUGAAGGCUGUGAAUGCUCAAAAAAUGUUAACGAAAGUUCAAAUAUUCCAUUAGAGUGUACUAAAGAUGGUGCCAUAAAAAUCAAGGAUUUAUUUGAUUCUGAUAUAGAUUUUAGUAUGAAAAAGACAAGUAUUGAUUUAAAUAAUAUUUCCUAUGGCUGUAAAGCGGCUUUAGGUAAAUGUAUAGUGAGUGGGAGCGGUGAUAUAAGUGAAGAGUGUCUGUGCGCUAAAAUGGCGAUGGAUGAUCAACAAAUGAUCUCGCAACAGAUGGAUGAAAUAACACCUCGGCCAAGUAUGUCUUUG